GUUUGGGUCCAGGGUAUGAGUGAAAGUAGACUUGUCCCAACAGCAAGACGAUAUACUGUGGACACAGCCUGCCAACUUCAAUUGGUAACCCUAACUGAAGCAGUAAAUUCAGGAAGAUCGCGACUGUGCCAGCCACCUGGGCCAGAGAAGACCUGAGAUCAAAAAAAAAGAAUCUACAGGAACAGGUUUGCUCAGGCCUUGUGGGGAGCGAAGCACAGGGCAGAGACAGUUGAUCUUAAGAGUCACUGGUUCCAGCACUUCGGAGGUCCAAAUCCGGGUCCACAUCCUCUGCCCCACUGCAGCUCUCCAGCCCUUCCCAACAACACCGGGGAACCCAGGAGAGCACAGCACAGCAGCAGGCACCCAGAGAGCCAUGAACCCAGGCACCAGCACCGGGUCUUUCUGGAACACUGAAGGCCAAGGGGACCCCGCAGAAGCAGCUGCUGGGCAUGCAUUCUGUGACAACACCACCAACGAAACUGCAAAUUUGACCAAGAAAAAACAUAAGCAGAAGAGGCAGAGGAGCAGAUCUUCGUCGCUGGCCGAAAGGAAUAUUGUGGGCUGCAGAAUCUCGCAUAAGUGGAAGGAAGAAAAUGGGCUCAUCACCCAUUGGAGAGGAACGGUUCUGGAUCGUGUCGCCUUAAAUCCCUCUCUCUAUUUGUUGAAAUAUGACGGUAUAGAUGCUGUCUAUGCAUUGGAACUUCACCAAGAUGAAAGAGUGCUGGCCCUUAAAGUCCUCUCUGAAACAGUAAAACCAUCCCCAGUUCCUGAUCCCAACCUUGCUAAUGCCAUAAUUGGCAAAGUGGUGGAGCACAUAUUUGAGGGUGAGCAGGGCUCAAAAGAUCAAUGGAGAGGGAUGGUUCUGGCACAAGCGCCUAUUCUUAAUAGCUUCUUUUACAUUACCUAUACGAAUGAUCCCAUCUUAUACAUGUAUGAGCUUCUGGAUGAUUAUAAAGAGGGCAACCUUCGUAUCCUGCCAGAUUACAAUGAGAUUCCUCCACAAGAUGUAGACCAGAAAUUUGUGGAUGGUCUGAUAGGAAAACAUAUUGAAUAUACCAAUGAUGAUGGAACAAAAAGAGAGGGCAAAAUGAUUGGCAAAGUACAAGCCCGACCAUCGGUGUAUUUUAUCAAAUUUGAUGAUGAUUGUCAUAUUAAUGUCUAUGAUUUUGCGGAAAAUUUCUAAUUGGCAAAGUUAUGCCAC
Messenger RNA from Myodes glareolus (Bank vole), 1201 nucleotides. The record is from RefSeq and is a predicted model, not a curated record. NCBI's taxonomy places the organism in Eukaryota, Metazoa, Chordata, Mammalia, Rodentia, Cricetidae.